Messenger RNA from Mesorhabditis belari, 1284 nucleotides. The record is from the annotation of a GenBank genome assembly. Lineage: Eukaryota; Metazoa; Nematoda; Chromadorea; Rhabditida; Rhabditidae.
AUGAUGUCGACAAUAAACACAAUGUUCGAUGGACAACACUUCAAGGUGGAAAAGGAGGAAUUCUCUGAUGAACCCGGCACAUCGGGAACUGUGCCAUGUCUGGUUUGUGGUCGUGGUACAAAUACAGGACAUCACUACGGAGUGCAGAGCUGUCUUGGAUGUAAAACAUUCUUUCGGAGGAUUGUUCUGAAACGAAAUCAACCAAAAUGUAAAUAUGACGGGAGUUGCAAAUUGGAGAAAGGAGUCAAUCAAAAACGAAUCUGCCGAAGUUGCCGUUUACAAAGAUGUUUUGAUAUUGGGAUGACGGAAAAAGCUUUACAUCCAUGCAGAGACGCGAUCGGGAAACGGCGACGAUCACCGAGAUCUCGGAGUGGAAGUGCAAGUCCGACAGAGAUUUCACCACUCGCAUCACCCGGUAGCUCGUCUGGGCCAUCGACAACAAAUGCGUAUUCACCCGAUGCGGGACAGACGCAACGAGCUCAAGCCGCCUUGGGUUUCCUUCAAUCCGUCCGUGAUGGAGACAUUGUAAUGAGAGCUCGUCUAUCACUUGCACAUGGACACACACCAGCUGAUAAUCCCGAAGAUUUCUAUGCGAUUCCGCCGUUGGAAGUGUUGUUAUCUCGUCUCUCGUUGAAUGCCUCAAUCGGUGAUGCGUUAAAAGUGGAUUUGAUAUUGAUUCGUGAAUGGGUCAGUCUGCUCGUCCCACUCUCGACACUCAAUCCCGAAUCAAAGAAAGGUUUGAUCUCUCAAUUUUGUCUGAAGCACACAAUUCUCGAGCACGGUCUUCUCACUCAACGGAUUCCUUUCUUGGAGAAUGUUUGGUUCUACGGUGAUCUCUCGUGCUACCUCACAAAUUUUGAUUCGAUACCUGAACCGAUCCGAGUGCUCAUCACCCCGCCAAUCCAAGCGCAUCACAGUCUUCUUCAACCGUUAUUCCGCUGGCUGAGAGAAGAGAUCGUGACGUCACUUGAUCGCCUUAAACCAUCAACAACUGAAGUGGCUGCGAUCAAGUUGAUCAGUUUAUUGUCCCGAGAAGGGACUUUUCUCGAAAUGGAGGAACGCAUUUUGGUCGAAAAAUUGAGAGAUGAGGUUUUACUGGGUCUCCAUCAUCACUACAUUUCGCAAAAUAAUCCAAAUGUGGCGCAACGAAUCGGCGAGCUGUUGAUGUUUUGUGGGACUUUAUCAUUGGCAUCUCAUCGUGGACGAGAGCAACUGCGAAUGUUGCAAUUUUUCGAUCGUGGCGGUUUUGAUCCAGAAAGUUACGAUCAAUUAUUUCCUACUACG